Molecule: messenger RNA, 5144 nt
Organism: Harmonia axyridis
Lineage: Eukaryota; Metazoa; Arthropoda; Insecta; Coleoptera; Coccinellidae
Gene: nAChRbeta1
Product: acetylcholine receptor subunit beta-like 1
Exons: 10
Coding region: 534-2126 (530 amino acids)
Biological process (GO): chemical synaptic transmission; nervous system process; regulation of membrane potential
Cellular component (GO): neuron projection; synapse; postsynaptic membrane
Molecular function (GO): transmembrane signaling receptor activity; acetylcholine-gated monoatomic cation-selective channel activity
Source: RefSeq, a predicted model, not a curated record
GAUGCGAGUGAUAACAACAUCGAAAAUGGAACUGUAAUUUUCACCUUCAGCUACAGAGCACUCUAUCAGCCUCCGGAACAUAUUCUAAACACGAAAAAUUCAACAAAGACGCAAGAACAGCUUCUGAGAUGUUCUCAGACCAGCGAAGUUAAUUAUGAAAAUACCUGCACGCCACUGACUUCAGUUCUACGCGCAGCCCUAACGUUCCUUCAAGGAUCGAUAUUUAGGUGGAAUCUAAUUUGAUUGGUGAAAGGAGGAUUUUGCGCUCGUGCAACCUUUUUGCCAUCUGCCUUUCAGUCCCACAAGUAUAGCUGAGAGGGUGACUCGGUGAGCCACGAGUAUAGCAGGAUGUUUCGUAGGGUGUGUGUCUCUUGGGUAGUUCAUACGGGGGAGAAAUGUGCCGUUUAAUCCGCGAUGGUCAACUUCUUCGAGAUGUGCCUGUGUCUUAUGAUCGCGAAGAACUCUAAUGGGACUCUAGCCACAGUUUUGGCAUCCUCCAAAGCCAUGGACUUGAGUUGUAGAGCUAGAUCUCGAUGAUCCUUCAAGACUACCCUAGUGCCAUACAAGGAAUGAAGAUGUGGAGAUCUCUGCUGGCCAGACACCUUACUCUAGUGAUUAUCUCUUCUCUGAUUGUCAUAGGUGAGGGUUCAGAAGAUGAAGAACGAUUGGUCCGUGAUUUAUUCAGGGGUUAUAAUAAAUUAAUUCGCCCUGUUCAAAACAUGACGGAGAAAGUUGAUGUUAGGUUUGGAUUGGCUUUUGUUCAGCUAAUCAAUGUGAAUGAGAAGAAUCAAAUCAUGAAAUCAAACGUGUGGCUCAGAUUGGUUUGGACUGAUUACCAGCUACAGUGGGACGAAGCCGAUUACGGCGGAAUUGCGGUGCUAAGACUACCUCCAGAUAAAGUUUGGAAACCAGACAUAGUACUUUUCAAUAAUGCCGAUGGAAACUACGAAGUUAGGUAUAAAUCGAACGUAUUAAUAUACCCCAACGGAGAAGUACUAUGGGUUCCUCCAGCUAUUUAUCAGAGUUCGUGUACUAUAGAUGUAACUUAUUUCCCUUUCGACCAGCAAACGUGCAUUAUGAAAUUCGGCUCGUGGACUUUCAACGGCGACCAAGUUUCCCUCGCACUGUAUAAUAAUAAAAAUUUCGUCGACCUCUCGGACUACUGGAAGUCUGGUACGUGGGACAUCAUCGAAGUACCAGCCUACCUGAAUAUCUACGAAGGGAACCAUCCAACAGAAACAGAUAUUACGUUUUAUAUCAUUAUAAGGCGCAAAACGCUAUUUUAUACGGUGAACUUGAUACUCCCAACAGUCCUCAUUUCGUUCCUUUGCGUCCUCGUAUUCUACUUGCCUGCUGAAGCCGGUGAAAAGGUCACCCUUGGAAUCAGUAUUUUGCUGUCAUUGGUUGUGUUUUUACUACUUGUGUCAAAAAUUCUACCUCCCACAUCGUUGGUAUUGCCUUUAAUUGCAAAAUACCUCCUUUUCACAUUCAUCAUGAAUACAGUUAGUAUUCUCGUUACAGUUGUGAUAAUAAAUUGGAACUUCAGGGGUCCUAGAACACAUAGAAUGCCUUCCUGGAUUCGUUCUGUUUUCUUAAAUUAUUUACCCACACUGUUAUUGAUGAAGAGGCCGCGAAAAACAAGGCUAAGAUGGAUGAUGGAGAUGCCUGGCAUGGGUGUUCCACCAAAUCCUUAUGGUUCGCCCACAGAUAUCCCAAAACACAUAAGUUCUAUCGAGUCACAAAGCAAAGUAGACGUUAUGGAACUGUCUGAUCUUCAUCAUCCCAACUGCAAAAUAAACAGAAAGAUGAAUUCAGACCUAGGUCCUAGUGUUGGAGCUGAAAGUUGCAGGAGGGAAAGUGAAAGCUCAGAUUCCAUACUGUUGUCGCCAGAAGCUUCCAAGGCCACAGAAGCUGUGGAGUUUAUUGCAGAACAUCUACGUAAUGAAGACCUCUACAUUCAAACAAGAGAGGACUGGAAGUACGUGGCGAUGGUAAUCGAUAGACUCCAGCUGUACAUGUUUUUUCUUGUUACCACGGCCGGUACAAUCGGUAUAUUAAUGGACGCACCUCAUAUUUUCGAAUACGUCGAUCAAGAUAAAAUAAUAGAAAUCUAUCGCGGUAAGUAGAAAAGUCAUCUGCAUCGAUCUUUCAAAUCACGUGGCUUCCAAGCGUUAUAUCGCAAAGGCCUACAAAUUCGAUGGCAUAUAGUGACUGUUCAAUAACAGACCGGACAUGCUAUAUAUAGAAACCGUAAGAUCACGUUACGUCGACGCGAGUGUUUUUCAUCAUUUUGUUCCUUAAAAAAUCGCAAAAGUGACAAUCGAAGAGGGAGGUGUAGAGGAUAUGUCUCCGAAAGGUUCGGUCAAGAUACCCAUGAAGACCAGAAUCCGUAGCUCAAUACAAGAUGACUUGGGAGCUUCGCAGCCUUAUUCCAAACCUUCCCGAAAAAACGGCAAACGUAACCAUAGAGGCCGCGGUUCUCCCGAGAAAACGGAAAUAUUAACACUGUCUAUAUUUAGUUUAGAGUAGAUUGGGUCCAUUCAGAUUGAAUGAGACUAGGCAGUGUUAUACAGUAACGUGCUGCAUCGUAUAGUGAACUGGUGCUAAGUACAUGCGUAAGUGCCUCUUGCACCAGCUCUACAUUCGUCCAUAAACGACGCCGAAGCCUACAGCUCAAACACCAACCUGUACAUUACAGAACUUCACCAUCAAUUAAUUUAUUUAAAUAACGUAGAUAAUAUAAAUGUAAGAAAGCAUUUAGGCCAACAUCGAAAUUAACAUUAACUCAUUCACCUUUUUGUUCAACAGUCCGAUAACAAUAAACAUUCAACAGAUAUGGGACAUUCGGGGCUUUUUAGCCGUGGUCUAGUCGCUCGACGUUUUUGCCAUUCUAAUACUGCCGUGGGCAUCUUCUGUCGAUGUUAUUCAAAUGUUUGUAAGCCAUGCCAUCCCAAUAUUAAAAAAAUCGAAUAUCAUCGACACAAGAUGAGAAGAAACACCAAUAUUUCAUAGCACUUAGUUAUCAGCAAUAUAUCAAACUCAAACUGGAACGUCAGUUGAAAAAACGACUAGAGCACAGUUAAAAAUCCCUAAAAUGUUCAACUCCUUCGAAUAAUCCUCAGCAUUACAACAUAAACAUUGUUUAAAGGCGUGCCAAAUCUCUCACUAGCUGAGUUCAUUUGUCUUCACUGUUGAUAUAUUCAAGCGAUUUGUGCCUGUUUUCACCAAGCUAAGCACUCACUGAUUCGUGGUUGCUAAUAAAAUUGCCAAGUGCCAAUAUUGAACGAGUUUGCAAGAAUGUAUAAAUGAUAUUUCUGUUUGUUCCGAUUUUGUGUACGAAAGUCCAUCGAAAAUCUGAGAAAAUUCGUUGUUCGUGUAAUUACUUUGGUUUGGUGUGCGUUCCAUUCGUAUGAACAAUAAUAGAGUCCAUGUGAUAUGCCUACCGCAAUAAUUUUAUCUGUUUGUUGUUGCAAUUGGGAAAAACUGACCCAAAUCGACACUGCGAUGAAGCUGCUGCUUUAACCAUUCUCGAUGAACAAUUUUUACGGAGUGUAGUAAAAAAAAAUGUUGACUGUUUAAUUGUUAAUAUAGUUUGUGCGGCCUUUUGGUCCACUUUGAUGUUCAGCUUACUCAGGGUAUCCACCAAAAGUAAAGAGAGUCUUUUAUGUAGCAUUCGUUAAUAAGUUCAUAACUGAACAUAGAACAUACAUUUCAUAAUCCAGUGGAUUUCAUAAGAGACAUUUGCCUUUUUCUAGAAUUUCCGGUCUUCCAUUUGUACAAAGUUACUUUCUACUGGAAACUCCUGAAAAAUUUCUCAGAUUUUAUGAUGCGAGCUAAUUUUAACAAUAAAUUGCAGAGUAGAUGAAUUUGUGAAUAAUAGAAAUACGCUAUAUGUUAAAUUGCUCAAUAAUAAAUUAAUCCGAAAUUGUAACUAAACGUAACGAUAAUCUUAGGUUUUUUCAAACAGUUUUUUUCCAAUGAACAGAGUGCAAUUUUUAAUAAAAUACGUAUAUUUAUAUGAGCGAUUACUUUUGCACUCAAUAUUAAGAGAUCAAAAUCAAGAGUGGUCAGCUAAUACAUGUCAGUAUGAAAAAUUGAAUGUUAUGCUUGCAUAGAAUAGAUUUUGCAUAUGAAAAUAAUAACUUUUUAUCUCUUAUACAUUUUAUACAUAAUAAUUUGUAAUUAUAGCCAAUUCAUUUUAGCUUAAAAAAUACCAACGUCUAUAAGAAACAUCAAUGAGUUACUUUACAGCUAAUGCCUCAUCCUCCUAGUAUAACAAAUUCAAAUAUAUCCAUGGUUUGAUUGGUUUUGAAAUUGUAUAACAUAUCAAAUAAUUUUUCAAAACCAGUUUGUUGAGAAAACUGAAUUCGCCAUGCAUAAGAAUAACAAAAUAACGGCUCUUGAAAAGCAAUUAAUAAUUCCUAAAUUCAAAUAUUCUUUCUAACAAAGAGUGAAAUGCGAUGCAAUAUUUUCAACCUCAGGUAAUAAAUAGUUUCUGGAGUAUUACGUGUUUCAUGUAAAUUGAUAUUUGCCAAGGUGCUAUUUAAAUCAACUUAUAAUAUACUUUGGAUGGCCUAAGUUGUUCAAUUGGGUGUUAUAUCGAGGUACAGUAAUCAAUAUAUUGCUCAAACACAUGAAUGUGUGCAAUCAUUAGUAAAUACUUCAUACCACAGGUAAUUUAAUGAUUAUAAAUAUGUACAGUAAUAUGAUCACUAUAGGCACGUUAAUAAUCCUGAAAUAUUAUAUAGGUAUCUUAUAAGGUAGCAGCAAAUCACACACUUUAUUUCAUUUUUACUGCUGUAUAUUGAAAUUCCUAGGAAAUUAUUAGUGUAUAUUAUGAAAGGUCUUCCACUAUUUUACUAUUGUUGAAACUUUCACAUUCGUUUAAUAGGGAACAUUAUUUUUCAUCAACAGCUAUCUACUUGUGUGUAAGCCAACGUGCUAAUAGUUAUCAAUUGUAAUAUAAAGUUGUUACAAAUAGUUCUAACAUAAGAAUACAUACCGUAUAGCACUGCCUAUCUGUGUUUCGGCACAAAUUGCUUGGAACACCUAUUGACUAUUAAUAAACAAUAAUCAUUCACUUGUUAUAAUGUUAAUGUAAUAAAAGAGGCAUUUACAAUAAAAUACGCAUAAUAAAUUGUUAA